AUGGCGGGAGAUGCCCGCGCCGAGCGCAAGGACAAAAUCAAAAAAUGGCUGCAGACGGUGAUCGACCGGCUGACGAAGGACUGGAAGCCGGUGCUGUGCCAGUCGCUGUUCACCGAGACCGAGCUGAUCGAGCUGUGCUACCGAGCCCGGGAGACGUUCUGGUCCCAGAAAUGUCUGAUCGAGGUGAAUGCCCCGGUGAACAUUUGCGGCGACGUGCACGGCCAGUUCGAAGACCUGCUCGCGUUGUUCGCGCUCAACGGCUUCCCGCCCGACAAGCACUACCUCUUCCUUGGCGACUACGUCGAUCGGGGCCCGUACUCGUUGGAGGUGAUGGUGCUGCUCUUUGCCUACAAGGUACUCUACCCGAAAGAGGUGACGCUCCUGCGCGGAAAUCACGAGUCACGCCCGGUGAAUAUGCAGUACGGCUUCUACCUUGAAGUCAAAAAGAGAUACUCGGUGAACCUCUACGAGUGCUUCCAGUACGCCUUCUACUGCAUGCCCUUCUGCGCGCUCGUCGACAAGCGCAUCCUUUGCAUGCAUGGCGGCAUCUCCGAAGAGCUCCAGGAUUUUAAUCAGCUGGAAAAGAUCGAGCGGCCAUGCGAUAUCCCGGAUCUGGGCAUCAUUGCCGACCUGACAUGGGCCGAUCCGGAGCCGACGAUCCAGGGCUACGAAGAGUCGCCCCGCGGCGCUGCUCGCAUCUUUGGCGCGCAGGCCUUGAAGACGUUCUGCCAGACGCACGGCAUCGACCUCGUCGUUCGCGCGCACCAGGUCGUCCAGGAUGGGUACGAAUUCUUUGCUGACCGGCAUCUCGUCACCAUCUUCUCCGCUCCAUAUUAUUGUGGCCAGUUCGACAACGCCGCCUGCGUGCUCAGCGUCUCCAAAGACUUGGUGCUGCUGCUCUUUAGUACCCUCAAUACGCGAACUAACUUUCAGGAGAUCGCCUUCUCGAUCCAUCGCCCCAACCCGAAGGGAGCUGCGAAGGGC
This is a messenger RNA of Mesorhabditis spiculigera, 984 nucleotides long. The record is from the annotation of a GenBank genome assembly. Lineage: Eukaryota; Metazoa; Nematoda; Chromadorea; Rhabditida; Rhabditidae.